Molecule: messenger RNA, 2607 nt
Organism: Plasmodium reichenowi
Lineage: Eukaryota; Apicomplexa; Aconoidasida; Haemosporida; Plasmodiidae
Product: ubiquitin-like protein, putative
Exons: 1
Coding region: 1-2607 (868 amino acids)
Biological process (GO): ubiquitin-dependent protein catabolic process
Cellular component (GO): cytosol
Molecular function (GO): polyubiquitin modification-dependent protein binding
Source: RefSeq, a predicted model, not a curated record
AUGGCAAAUUCAAUGGAAAAAAAUGAAAAGGAAAAGGUAGAUGUCCAUACAAAUAAUAUUGAUCUUAAUGAAUAUACAUAUGUUAUAAAUAAUUCACACAGUUCGGAUGAUGAAGGUGAAGAGGAUGUUUCAUCAUCAUAUGAUGAGAACGAUAAGGAGGAAUAUACAAAUGAUGAAUUAAUAAAAGAAGAUGAUAGUAAUAAUAAAAAGAAUAAAGUAUUAGAUAGAAAUAAAUAUCGAAAUGAUGAUAUUAUAAAUAAUAAUAUAAAUGGUCGUAAUGGUUUGAUAAAUAAUAAUGAAGGUUUUAAAGAUAUAUCAGAAGGGAACAUGAAUAAAGAGGAUAGUUUAAUAUGUGAUAAAGAUAAAGAAGAAAAUGUUGAAGUAAUAAAUAAUAAAAAGAAUGAGAAAUAUAAUAAUAAGAAUAAUUGUAAUAUGUUUAAUAAGGAUGAUAAUACUUGUGUUAAAAAAAAUAGAGAAGGGUAUGAAUUAAACCAUAAAAAUAAAAACAUGGUCGAUAAUAAAUAUAUAUAUGUAAGAUUAAAGACAAAUGAUUGUAAUAAUAAUAUAUAUAAAUGUCGAAUAGAAAAAAAUAUUACCAUUAAAAAAAUGAAGAAAGGAUUAAAUAAAAUAUUAAAUAAUAAUAAUAAUAAUAAUAAUGAUAUGAAUUAUCGAAUUAUAUAUAGAGGAAGAUCAUUAAAAGAUGUUGAUGAAAUAGAUAAAUAUAAUAUAAAAUUUAAUGAUAUAAUAUAUGCUAUAAAAGUUCAUAAAAAAAAAAAUGGAAAUGAUGUAACUCUAGAUUCAGGUAUUACAAGUUCACAAUUAAGUACUUUAAAUGAUGAAUAUAAUGAAUAUGGUAAAUAUGGACAAAAUGAUGGUAUAUCAAAAUUAAUAUCUAAUAUGUUUGAUAAUAGUGAUUUUAUUAAAUCAAUAAUGGAUUCUAAUAAACAAUUAAAAAAGUUAAGAGAACAAAAUUCUGAUUUAAAUCAUAUUUUAAAUGAUUCUCAGACAUUAAAACAAUCUUUUGAAAUGAUUAAGAAUCCAUCUUUGAUGAAAGAAUUAAUGAAAAAUACUGAUAGGGCUAUUAGUAAUAUUGAAGCUAUACCUGGAGGUUUUAAUACAUUAAGAAGAAUGUAUCAUAAUAUUCAAGAACCAAUGUAUGAAUCUACCGAGAAAUUAAUUGAUAAAAAGUUAAAUAAGGUUAAACAUUAUGAUUUAAAUUCUACAUCACCACCUACAAGUGAAGCCUUUCCUAAUCCGUGGGCUUCAAAAAAUUCCAAAAAUAAAAAUAGAAUAAAUAAUAAAAAUAAUUAUAAUUUAAACAACUUUGAAAAAUUCUUCCAAACAAAUGAUAAGACACAAAAUUUUAAAUCAAAUGUAUCAACAGAUAAUAACAAUAAUAAUCAUACUAAUAGUCUGUUGAAUAAUCAAAAUAACUUAUUUUUUGACAAAAACAAAAGGGGAAGUAAUAAUACAAGUACUAACAAUAAUACGACACAUAAUAUUAUGAAUAAUAAUAACUUGAAUGAUCUUAUGAAGAACUCCUUUUUGAGUAAUUCAUUGGUUCCCUUAUUAAAUAAAUUACAGCUUCCACAAACUAACAAAAAUGUUAGUAAUAAUAAAAAUGUUAUAAAUGGUAAUAAUGAUUAUCAAAACAAUUUAACAGAUGAAUAUAAAAAUAGCACACAACAUGUUCAUAAUUUAGCGCAUACUAAUAAAAAUCAAAAUGAUACCUUGUCCACAAAUAGAUUAACGAACAAUAAUAAGGAUAAUAAAUUAGAUGAAACAAUAGAAAAUUCAUCUAAUAUGUUAAAUAAUUUUUUCAUGAGUAUGAAUAAAAAUUUAAAUAUGAAUUCCACAUCACCGACAAAUAAUACAUCAAGUGAUUUGAUGAGUACAAUAAAUAUGAUAAAUAGUUUAACUAAUCUUGGUAAUUAUAAUACUCCUUAUGGAAAUAUUGUAGGUGAAAAUACAACAACAAAUAAUAGCAAAAAUAAUGCUCACAAUAAUAAUAAUAAUAAUAAGAAUAAUAUUGAUAGUGCUAGUGGUAGCAUUCCUCCAUAUUAUAUGGAUCAGUCUUUUAUUUUGGAAGCCAUGAAUUUUUUAAGAAAUACCACAAACAAUGACAUUGUCAAUAAUAAUAAUAAUAAUAUUAAUAGUAACAGUAGUAACAAUAACCGUUUUAAUAAUGCCUUGUUCAAUAACACGCCUCUUAAUAAUAAUUUCAGCAAUUUUAUGAAUGUACUUCAAAAUGUGGGGACAGGAAAUGGAUAUAUACCAAGUGGGCGUACGAAUAAUACAAACGAAAAUCAAGCACCAAGAGCUAUUGAAAAUGAAGUAAAAAAUGUAGAACAGAAACAAGAAGGAAUACAAGAUACCCUUAAAAGUACCGAUAUAUUAAAUAUUAAAAAUAAUGAUACUAAUAUAAAUAAUAAUAUUAAUGGAGGAGCAAAUGACCACAUUAUAUACUCAGAACAGUUAAAUUCAUUAAAAGGUAUGGGUUUUACAGAUGUCGAAAAAUGUUUAAAAGCUUUAAUUAAAUCAAAAGGUAAUGUAGAAGGGGCCAUAGAUUUUUUACUACUAGAUGAAAGUAAUGUGAAUGAAAGUUGA